CUGGUUGGUGCGCUCGCGAGCGUCUCUGACGGUCGUUCUGUAUUGGAGCGGUGUAGGAGUGAGAGUUUACAGCUGCAGCAUCACUUCAUGUAGCGCACCCAAACUGCGAGGACACCACUUCAUCCGAAGCAAACCCAUUGGAGUGUACAAUCACCUGCGAGGCGGUGACUGCACUUUCUCUGAAGCAGACAAGAAACCAACGAAAUAUUUUCUUUAUUUAUUUAUUAGCUACGAAAGGGAAUGCCAUCUAUAAAUAUGAAACUGGAGAUGGUGACCAUCAUCGCCUGCGAGGUAGAUACCGACGUGUUUACGUCCGACAAAAUGCAGGAGCGGUUUGAGGCCUUGUUCAGGAUCUAUGACGAGCAGACGUCCUUCCAGAUGUUCAAGAGCUUCAGGCGAGUCCGCAUCAGUUUCAGCACUCCGGAAGCGGCCGCCCGCGCUCGUGUCGAGCUCCACGAGACCGAGUUCAACGGGAAGCAGCUCGAGCUUAACUUUGCCCAGGUUCAGAACUCUGGGGAGGACAUAGACAAGUCGUACCUGGCCCCUCCCGCGCCCGUCAAACAGUUCCUCAUCUCGCCCCCCGCCUCGCCGGCCGUGGGCUGGGGCCAGAGCGAAGACGCAACGCCCGUCAUCAACUACGACCUGCUGUGUGCUGUGGCCAAGCUAGGCCCAGGGGAGAAUUAUGAGCUGCACGCGGGCACGGAGUCGACCCCCAGUGUUGUAGUGCAGGUGUGCGACAGCGACGCCGAAGACGACAACAACGCCGAAGCGCGUCCCAAGCAGAGACAGCAGAUUGUCCAAACCCGGCGCCCCGAUGGACCACCGCGAGUCCUCAACUAGGACCCUCCACUUCGGACCCCACUCCUACAACCCCAAAAAACACGCACCUAGACCUGUCUCCUCUGUCUCUGCACUCGCAGAGCACAAUGAGACAACGCCCCUCAUUUCAAUUCAACCAAAAACAAACAAACGACAAACAUUUGGUGGUGUUUGUGGACGGAGCGUGGCUAUUGGAUGGAAUGAGGCGGCCUGGCCUGUAUGGAUGAUGGAGGAUGGAUGAGAUUCACACACACACUCAUCACACUCAAAGGAAAGGGAGGGAGGGAUAACGGAACCCUUGACCCUUACUCAGCCAGGGGCGGUAAUGUAACACCUUGUCCCCCUAAAGCAGGCACACUGUCAUAGAAUCAUACACUCAGCUCUCAUAUGUGCUCGUACUGUAGUAGUUCCGCUAGUCUGACCUCUCCUUCUUCUUUCCUUCUUACGUCAUUGGUUAGUCGUGUGCAAUGGACUUCGGGGACAUGCAAUACUUCCGAAGAGAGAUUUUGGUUGUUCUUCUUCUGCUCUUUUAUCUUAUCAGCUGAUUGGUUGUUUCUGCUAUCACAGAAUCAGGAUUGAUUGCCUGGUAUUCCUCUUGUCUGCAUGUAUAUAUGAGUUCUUCUGAGAAAAAUACUUACUACAGAGACUCAAAUACUAAACUACUGUAUGAAGCAAAGGAACCUAUCGAGGUCACACACUACAUAACAAAAGGUCGCCAUGUGGUAACAACAAAGUUGCGGUGGUGUUUGCAUUUUCUUCAUUUGUUCUGCUUCUGUCUUCUUCUUUUUUUUUAAAUCAGAGCUGUGUAUGUCGGUUUUUGCUGAACUAGAUGUGUAUUCUUCCUCUUAACAUGUAUUUGAUACAACAAACAAUCGCUUUUUUUUUUUGCAUGCUUACUUACUAUAGUCGGCAGCUGAAGCGUUUUAUACUGGUCCAGACGACAGGGAAAUGGGAUGGCGCUUUUGAAGACACGCAUAUCUCUAGUUUUAUAGUGUCAAGUGAGAGGGGAGAGGCUGGCUGAGCAAGAUAUAAGACUGAGAGUGAAAGAAAUCUUUACAGUGUGAGUAAAGGUCUAAGAGUAGGCCUCUCUCUUGAAGCCUAAUAGUUGGGCUUUGGGAUAGGAGUAAAAGCUAGCGUUAAUCUUCAAGAGUGUUGAUGUUUUUUCAGGGGGUAUUUUUAUGAUUCCCAUCUUUCCGGUAAUGGUUUUUGGUUCUUGUUAUGAUAUCAACCCAGUUUAUAUAUAUAUAUAUAUAUAUAUAUAUAUGUGUGUCUGUUUUUCUUCUUCUGAGACCUAUAUUGCUUGUUUUGCAAUGAAAAUCUCGAGAUCUCUGGAGCUACACUGAAGGAAUGUCCUGAAUUUCCUCUGUCAGCUCUUAAGAGUUGAAGACCGCUUCUUAGUUCUCGCUGUAAAUAGCUGAAUAGUCAGUAGGUUGAAAUAGUCCAUUAGGUUUUAAUGAUUGACAUUAAGCGUUGCUGAGAAAGUGAAAAUUGUUAAUUGGCCUCCUUGCCUCUGGAGAUAUCAACCAAAGCCUUCGUCUCACCUUGCAGUCGCAACACAAAUCAUUGGAAACUCAAGAAACUCAAGAGAAAUGUAUUGAUUUGAAUCACUCCAGUUUGGAAAACUGCUGCAUUCACAGUUGUUACUUUGCUCUCCCCCCAAAAAAGUUAUUACCAACUCCUAAAUAAAUAAAGUGUGCUUUUAGCCAUUUAGCCAAUUAUUUUAGGAGUAACUUUUUCCAGAAUGUUCGAUUUUUCUCCCCACUAUGCACCUUGAAUAAAAUAAAAAAAUGUGAUGCCAAGUGUCUGUCAUUACAAUGAUUUCAUGCCAUAAAAAGUCCUUAUGUUUUAGUUUUGUCACAGAAACAUAUUUCAUACAGUGAGACUGUUGAAUACAGACUAUUCCAUGUUGAGUCCUUGAUUUUAUUCCCAUCCUGAAAAGGUGUUUUGAAUCUAGUCCUUUUUUUUUCUUCUAAAUUAAAGCCCAAGCAUUGAGGUGGAGUGUUCAAGUGUUCAAUACAGUACAUUUGGCCUCAGUGGUGAACGUAAACCUUAUCCGUGUUAGAAAGCAUUAAAAAUGACUUAUUUUUUGCUCAUAUUUGUAAAGAAAUGAUGGUCUCUUUGCAUGCGAGCACUUUUUCUGCAUUUUUUUUUAUCCUUGUAAGAUGCAGUCUUGCUAGAGAGAACGCUCCUCGUCGACGUUAUUUUCUUUCUGUUCUUUUUUUAAAAAUCUUCUGUUUUUCAAGAUAAACACCUGGGAAGCCUUCUCACCAACAGAGCAGUGUGAGUCCAACACUCAAAUGAUCUGAAUUCCACCUCUCGCUAAUGGGGUUUUGAAGGCCCGGAGUCCUUUGGAUAUAAGUGUACUACUGAAUAGGUGUGGAAGGAAGAACAGGAAAACUUGUCUUUUGACAGGAUAGAUGGUUGACAGAACAAAUGUGUGUUUUUGUUUCAGUGCUUGUCUCUGGAACAUACUUCCAUGUGCAAGCGUUGUCCUUUCAGAGGUGACUUCUAAAAACGAAGCCGGCAGCAAGUGUUGAAGUGCACCAUAAUGGCAUAAGCAGUUUUUAGUUUUGCUGACUGGUGAAAAUAUUGAUGAUUGAUGACAAUGAUGAUGAUUAUGUUGAUGAUGCUUAUCUGAUGUUUUUUACUGUCUUUGAAACUGGGUGCAUUUUUGGUCACUGUUGAAAAGAGAAAACGUAUAUUUAUGUAUAUAUGCCAAGUGUUUUUGUUGCCGAGACCAGUUCCAGCGUGCAUAAAAAAAUUGUGGCUUCUACUUUUAUGUUGAUGUAAAGAUUUUAAAAAGCUUAGUCCUGAAAUGCUCGAUCAAAUCAAUUCUCAUUGCGUCGUGUUGAAAAUUUACUCUGUUUGAAUGUUUUUUUGGAAAGUCUACAAUACAAAAAGGUCAAUACCGUCCGUUAUUGUUGUAUACUGUUCUGUUGAAAUCUGAAUAUUGUGUAUUGUACUGUAGUUAUCCAAAAAACAAAGUAGCAAUCAAGCAAUAAUUUACAGUUAUAUACUGGUAUCUGUAUUUCAUGUUAUGUACUAAUUUCCAGAGUGGUUUUCUCUGACUGUUACAACAGUACUUGCUUAUUUGUGUAGUAUGAUUGUCAUUUGUUUCACAUAGAGAAAUAUAUAAAGAACUAUUCUUAAAGAA
Molecule: messenger RNA, 3973 nt
Organism: Salvelinus fontinalis (brook trout)
Lineage: Eukaryota; Metazoa; Chordata; Actinopteri; Salmoniformes; Salmonidae
Gene: rcan3
Product: regulator of calcineurin 3
Exons: 4
Coding region: 241-840 (199 amino acids)
Biological process (GO): calcium-mediated signaling
Cellular component (GO): nucleus; cytoplasm
Molecular function (GO): calcium-dependent protein serine/threonine phosphatase regulator activity; nucleic acid binding
Source: RefSeq, a predicted model, not a curated record